UUAAGAUCUCACAUCGAUCGUAAGCAUGGUCGUGGCAGAUUGGAUCAAAACGAAGACGGAGGAGGAGCGCGAUACCAUGAUAAAGCAGGCAAGGGUUGCGAAAAGAAUCGUCGUGUUUGGAUGCAUUAUAAUGGUCUUUUCGAUAAUCAUUAUUGCCAUCCCACCGUGCUUCGGUCACUCCAUGAGAUACUUGACGAACAUCACGGAUGUUCCGGGGAAACCGUUGUUGCUGCAAACCUAUUAUUUUCGAGAUGUGACGCAGAGCCCGUACUUCGAAAUCGCGUUCGUCGCUCAGGCCGCGGCUGUUAUAAUGGCGGCGUUCUCUUACACGGGCAUCGACAAUUUUCUGGGCCUGAUUGUCUUUCAUAUAUGCGCCCAGAUGGAAAUUCUUAAGAUGCGAUUGCUCAAUCUAGAUGAAUAUAAAAACUUCAACUUCGGACUGUCGAUUAAUGUCCAGAAUCACAUGCGUCUUAUCAGGUUGCAGAUUUUGCGUUCCCUUAUUUUAAAUUGCCACCGGCUUAGAUAGUUUGAUUAAUCUUACUCGGCGCUCCGUUCAUUUCUUAAUUGUGACAAAACAAGAAUCUAGCGCUAACGAGUUCGCGAUUU
This is a messenger RNA of Temnothorax curvispinosus, 606 nucleotides long. RefSeq lists its product as uncharacterized. Lineage: Eukaryota; Metazoa; Arthropoda; Insecta; Hymenoptera; Formicidae. Gene Ontology annotation, molecular function: olfactory receptor activity; odorant binding. Gene Ontology annotation, biological process: sensory perception of smell. The transcript has a single exon. Bases 26 to 526 code for a protein of 166 amino acids. Gene Ontology annotation, cellular component: membrane. The record is from RefSeq and is a predicted model, not a curated record.